This is a messenger RNA of Sciurus carolinensis (gray squirrel), 418 nucleotides long. RefSeq names its product metallothionein 4 (gene Mt4). The transcript is spliced from 3 exons. Gene Ontology annotation, molecular function: metal ion binding. The coding region runs from base 61 to 249 and encodes 62 amino acids. The record is from RefSeq and is a predicted model, not a curated record. NCBI's taxonomy places the organism in Eukaryota, Metazoa, Chordata, Mammalia, Rodentia, Sciuridae.
UGCUCACUCAGCCUCCCUUCCUCAGCCACAACAGCAUCAGAGCCACCUGCAGCCUGGACCAUGGACCCCGGGGAUUGCACCUGCAUGUCUGGAGGAAUCUGCAUCUGUGGAGACAACUGCAAAUGUACAACUUGCAGCUGCAAAACAUGUCGCAAAAGUUGCUGUCCCUGCUGUCCCCCAGGCUGUGCCAAGUGUGCCCGGGGCUGCAUCUGCAAAGGGGGCUCGGACAAGUGCAGCUGUUGUGCCUGAGAUCCAUCCUUUUGAGCUGGGAGAGAUCCUGGAAGCGUCUGUACAGUGCAUGAGUCCAGAGGUUGAAAUGAUUGUACCAUAAGUUGUGCUUUUUAUAUAUUUGCCCAAAUGUGUUGUUGGUGACAUUCAUGUAAAGUGGUUGGAGCAAUAAAGUUUUCACUCGUGGUCG